CCACGUUGCAGCCGCAAUAACAGCUUAUCUCAGAUUUCGUCGAUCACAUUUCCCAGCAUCCGGGAAACUUAAUGUUCCUGGCAGAAUUUCUGUGCCUUAAGCUCGGCGUCCACAGUUCCUGUACCAGAGCUAAGCUGCCUAAUCCAAGCUUCCACUUCGUUCACGUUUCGAAAAUUCCACGCCAAUGAGUUAUUCUUGAGAUUGCUCAAAUGCCUGCUCCUCUUUGAUUUGAACGAUCCUUCAUCCCAGUAGGGCAAAAAGCACGUUCUAAUCCUAACGACAUUGACUCAGACCGUUUCAUAUUUCUCGCGUACAAACUUAUGUGAUCCUUGGAUUUGAGUCAUAUCACCGACUCACUGAGCCUCCUACGCUUAAAAGAAGAGAAUGCUCCUCGAAACCUCUCAGUCUCUUCUUUGGAAAUUGACUAUCUAGGACACACUUCAUCAUGCCUCGAAAGCUCGUCACAGUCCGCCAAGUUUCGGCCAUAACAGCCAUCCCACGGGCAGACCGCAUUGUAGCUGCCACCGUCGACGGUUGGACAUGCGUUGUUCCCGUCAAUGUCUUUCAAGCGGGGGGUCGCGGUGUAUACUUUGAAAUAGACUCACUUCUACCGGCCUCGGACCCACGAUUUGCUCCUCUGGCGCCGAAGUUCAUCGGGCCGGACGGCCCCACUUCCGCACCGGAUAUCCGGGUUCAGACUAUUCAGAUUCGGGGCGUGUUGUCGCAGGGGCUCUUGUUGCCUUUGGCCGAUUUUCCGGAAAUAGUUGCUAAACUGGAUGGUAUUCCACCAGAUAUGCUGCGGGAGAUCGGGUUUGAGGAUAUCCUCAACGUGGGAAAGUUUGAGAAACCCGCCAUGUCACUUCCACAGACUUCAGCAUCAGACACACCGUUGCCUGAAUAUCCUGACUUCAUACCACGAACAAACCAGGAGCGCGUGCAGAACCUCACAGAUAUAUUCAUUGAACAUGGCACCAAGAUUUUCGAAGAGUCGACCAAGAUGGACGGCUCAUCCAUGACAGUCUUUUACCUCGACGAUGCCAACCCCCUUGCUAGCACACUCCCGAACGAGACGAGACAUGACGGAGUGGCAGUUUGCUCGCGGAAUCGUGUUCUGAUAGAGAACCAUCCACGAAGCCCGCCUCUCUUUUACGCUACCGCGCGAGCACUCAAUCUCCACGAGACGUUGCCUAAGAUCGGGCGUAACAUAGCUCUUCAGGGUGAACUUUGCGGGUCAAGCAUACAGAGUAAUUUUGAAGGAUUUCCCAAGGGCACGCAUUGCUUUUUCCUGUUUGCAGUGUAUGACAUUGAUGAGCAGCGAUACCUACCACCACGAGACGUGUACGAGACGUGGGCACCACGACUGGGCGUUAGGCACGUGCCUGUACAUGGAUAUAGACCCUUAAAUGAGAUGGGUUCCCAGGUUACAGAUCUAGUUAAUCGGGCGGAAGGAAGGGGAAUCAAUGGGCGAAAGAGGGAGGGAAUUGUGUUUAAGCGCGAGGAUGGACAGUUUAGCUUCAAGGCGAUAUCCAACUCUUACCUGCUCACACACGGAGAGUAAUGGAGAAUAUGGGGGAAAGCGGUGCUAUUCUGCAUCAAAUUUACGAAGGAUACAAUUGAGA
This is a messenger RNA of Fusarium redolens, 1619 nucleotides long. RefSeq lists its product as uncharacterized. The record is from RefSeq and is a predicted model, not a curated record. Bases 446 to 1558 code for a protein of 370 amino acids. The transcript is spliced from 2 exons. Lineage: Eukaryota; Fungi; Ascomycota; Sordariomycetes; Hypocreales; Nectriaceae.